GUUGCAGGAAAGUCAAACAUACAUCUGGAAAGCGGCUAUUUAAGACGAGCCUCGUGAAAACAUAUCAGUAGUGCUGCUCUGGAGCGUAUUAGAUGUACAACACAUAAUUAUUAAAGGAGCUAGUUAAAUACAGAUUUUAGCAUUAUAGGAUUAGCCUGAAAUGAAAUCGGAUCCAACUUAAAAAGUUAGUCAACAGGACAGCAAGGCAAAUUCCAACAGGCGAUUUGUAUUGCAAGACAUUACGGACAAGCUAGCUACCUAGCCUACUUGGUGUGAAAGAUUUACAAAUGUGAAAGUGUUGUCCCAGCCAGUGAUGAAGAUUGAGUUUGCUCCGCUAAAUAUCCCGCUGCGAAGGCGCCUGCAAACAACGUCGGUAGUGCAAUGGGUAUUCUCUUUUCUCGCUCUAGCUCAGUGCUGCUUGGCCGGGUUCAUACUGCUCUGUCUAAGCCAGUGGUGGCUUCUGGCCAUGUUGUACGCAGGCUGGCUCUACCUGGACAAGGACACACCUACCACUGGAGGCCGGCGUUCACAGUGGGUCCGCAGCUGGACGGUUUGGCAAUACUUCCGGGACUAUUUCCCCAUUUCUCUGAUAAAGACGGUAGACCUUGAUCCCAAGCACAACUACCUGUUUGGGUUCCACCCCCAUGGUGUUCUGGUUGCAGGAGCAUUUGGCAACUUUUGCACAGAGGCAUCUGGGUUUGCAACCUUGUUCCCAGGCCUUACCCCCUACCUGCUGAUGCUGCCAUUCUGGUUCCGUGUACCAUUCUUUCGGGACUACAUAAUGUGUGGAGGCCUGGUGUCCAGUGAGAAAAGCAGUGCCAGCUACAUCGUGAGCCGUCCAGGUGGGGGCCAUGUGGCUGUAGUGGCUGUAGGGGGCGCUCCUGAGUCCCUGGAUGCCCGCCCAGGAGCUCUGACUCUUCAGGUGCUCAGUCGGAAAGGUUUCAUCAAAUUGGCCCUUAAACACGGGGCCCAGUUGGUGCCAGUCUUCUCGUUUGGGGAGAAUGAGCUUUUUGACCAGAUGGAGAACCCAGCAGGCUCACCCCUGCGUCGCAUCCAAGACAGCCUGCAAAAGAUUAUGGGCGUGGCCAUGCCUCUCUUUCAUGCCCGGGGUGUGUUCCAAUACAGCUUUGGCCUUCUGCCCUACAGAAAACCCAUCCAUACAGUUGUGGGCCGGCCCAUCUCAGUGGUCCAGACCCCAUCCCCUAGUCGAGAAGACAUAGAUGCGCUGCACAAGCUCUACAUGGAAGAACUCCGCCAGCUUUUUGAAGAGCACAAAGCAAACUAUGGCAUCCCAGAAGACAAGCACCUUACAUUCAUCUAGUGCUGUGCCCUCAUGGCCUGUCCUGUCACUCACAUACUCAUCUCCCCUUCUGUCUUCCCUUGAAAAGUAUUGCCUGCUGGUCCCUCUCAGCAGAAGGCAUUCCUGGCUCUACUGCGUUACUUGUAUGCUGUAUAUAGCAAUCACAACUUCUCUGUGUAUAAAUCACUGUGUAAGAGGAAAGGCUAUAAUAUUCUAAGGGUAUCACAGUGCAUUAUCAUGGCAUACUAUUAUGGAUGCUACAUGUAUUACAAUAUCAUGGGUUGAAAUAAAGAAUGGUAGCUAAGGCCAAACCA
Messenger RNA from Conger conger (European conger), 1614 nucleotides. It is a transcript of the gene mogat3a, whose product is annotated as monoacylglycerol O-acyltransferase 3a. Gene Ontology annotation, cellular component: endoplasmic reticulum membrane. Gene Ontology annotation, molecular function: diacylglycerol O-acyltransferase activity. Lineage: Eukaryota; Metazoa; Chordata; Actinopteri; Anguilliformes; Congridae. Gene Ontology annotation, biological process: triglyceride biosynthetic process. The transcript has 6 exons. The record is from RefSeq and is a predicted model, not a curated record. The coding region runs from base 314 to 1321 and encodes 335 amino acids.